UCUGUCUCUCCUGGCAAGAUGGCGGAUUUGGAGGCAGUGCUGGCUGAUGUGAGCUAUUUAAUGGCGAUGGAGAAAAGCAAAUCGACUCCAGCUGCCAGAGCCAGCAAGAAAAUUGUACUUCCAGAGCCCAGUAUACGCAGUGUUAUGCAAAAAUACUUGGAGGAAAGAGAUGAACUGACUUUUGAGAAGAUCUUCAACCAGAAAAUUGGGUUCUUGCUGUUUAAAGAUUUUUGCCUGAAUGAAAUCGAUGAAGCUGUUCCCCAGUUGAAGUUUUAUGAAGAGAUAAAGGACUAUGAAAAGUUGGACUCUGAAGAAGAUCGUUUAUGUAGAAGUCGACAAAUCUAUGAUAAAUAUAUAAUGAAAGAAUUGUUGUCCUGUUCACAUCCUUUCUCCAAACGAGCAGUGGAUCAUGUGCAAACCCAUUUGGCUAAGAAGCAGUUGCCACCCAGUCUCUUCCAGCCAUACAUUGAAGAGAUCUGUGACAGUCUACGAGGAAAGAUUUUUCAGAAAUUUAUAGAGAGUGACAGAUUCACUCGUUUCUGCCAAUGGAAGAACGUAGAAUUAAAUAUCCAUCUAACUAUGAAUGACUUCAGUGUACAUCGAAUAAUUGGACGGGGAGGAUUCGGAGAGGUAUAUGGAUGCAGGAAAGCUGAUACUGGAAAAAUGUAUGCCAUGAAGUGCUUAGAUAAAAAGCGAAUCAAAAUGAAGCAGGGAGAAACAUUAGCACUUAAUGAACGGAUUAUGUUGUCACUGGUCAGCACUGGGGAUUGUCCUUUUAUCGUCUGUAUGACCUAUGCUUUCCAUACACCAGACAAGUUGUGCUUUAUUCUUGACCUGAUGAAUGGUGGAGAUUUGCAUUACCAUCUUUCACAGCAUGGAGUGUUCUCGGAGAAGGAGAUGAGGUUCUAUGCUGCUGAGAUUAUGCUGGGCCUAGAACACAUGCACAAUCGAUUUGUAGUGUACAGAGACUUGAAGCCUGCAAAUAUCCUACUGGAUGAACAUGGUCACGUGAGAAUAUCAGAUCUUGGGCUUGCCUGCGAUUUCUCUAAAAAGAAGCCCCAUGCCAGCGUUGGGACACAUGGAUACAUGGCUCCAGAGGUGUUACAAAAAGGUACAGCAUACGACAGUAGUGCAGAUUGGUUCUCUUUGGGCUGCAUGCUCUUCAAAUUACUUCGAGGACACAGUCCUUUCCGGCAGCACAAGACGAAAGACAAGCAUGAGAUUGACCGCAUGACACUCACAAUGAAUGUGGAAUUGCCCGAUACUUUCUCUGUGGAGUUAAAGUCUCUUUUGGAAGGUUUGUUACAGCGUGAUGUUGCCAAGAGACUGGGAUGCCUAGGACGAGGUGCUGUGGAAGUGAAAGAACAUCCGUUUUUUAAAGGGAUUGAUUGGCAACAAGUCUACUUGCAGAAGUACCUGCCUCCACUUAUUCCUCCCCGGGGAGAGGUGAAUGCAGCUGAUGCGUUUGACAUAGGAUCAUUUGAUGAAGAAGAUACAAAGGGCAUCAAGCUGUUGGAUAGCGAUCAGGAGCUCUAUAAAAACUUUCCUCUGGUGAUAUCGGAACGUUGGCAACAGGAGGUCGCAGAAACAGUGUAUGAAGCGGUCAAUAGUGACACUGAUAAAAACGAGAUGAGAAAGAGAGCCAAGAAUAAGAUGCUUGGUCAUGAAGAAGAUUAUGCUCUGGGGAAAGACUGCAUCAUGCACGGUUAUAUGCUGAAAUUAGGAAACCCCUUCUUGACACAGUGGCAACGUCGUUACUUCUACCUCUUUCCAAAUCGGCUGGAAUGGAGAGGAGAGGGCGAGUCACGGCAAAGUUUGUUGACAAUGGAGCAGAUAGUGUCAGUGGAAGAGACUCAGAUUAAAGAUAAGAAAUGUAUCCUCCUGCGGAUUAAGGGAGGAAAACAAUUCGUGUUGCAGUGUGAGAGUGAUCCAGAGUUUAUUCAAUGGAAGAAAGAAUUAACGGAAGCCUUCAAUGAGGCUCAGAGGGUCCUGCGGAGAGCCCCUAAGGUGCUGAACAAGUCACGUUCAGCAGUGGUAGAGCUGACCAAACCCCCUCUCAGCCACAGGAACAGCAACGGGCUUUAGAAGAGAGCACUUGCGUGUGAGUGGGGGAACAGAAACAAGAGACCUGAGGAUGGUUUUGUGCAACUACUUCUAUAUCACCUCGUACGUGGUCCAGCGUGUUGUUAUUAGUUAAUUAUAUGAUCCCACAAAACAGGGUAUAUAUAUAUGUAUAGAUAUCUGUAUAUCUAUAUCUAUAUAUAUGCAUACGUGUAUGUAUAUAUGAAUGUAAGACUUUCAGAGCAGUUUGGCUGUUUAUUUUCUAUUGGAAGUAUUGAUGAACGAGUGUAGCACCUGUUAACUGCAACCACAGUGAUCGCUGUGGUUAAUGAGCCAACUCCACAGGAAUGGACUGGAGGAUGUUGCCAAAUAAUUUUGGAGAAUUUAUUUUGUCAUGCGUCAUUGCGCCCUGGUGGUGUUCUUUGCUUCAUAUCGGAGGGUCGAAGGAACUUUCACGUACAAAGCAAGUGGUUGACUGGACGUGCGUUUCAGUCACUGAUUCGCUCAACUUUAAUUUGCUCCUGGACUCCAGCAUAUCACAAAGGACAUUGACACAUAUCGGUGGUCCAUCCGUCCGUCAACAUGGUUCCUCUGCUAUCAAAAUGUAAUUUGGUGGCACGUUCUGUCACCAUUGCGGCGUGUGCCAAUCAUCAUCAUCACCUGUCCUGGGUUUCAAACUUAGUGUCUUGCCUCAUAUCUCUACCAGCUACUUCUUUUCAUGUGUGCCCAAUAUUGGGUGACUGUAGACAUCAUUUGGAAGACGGAUUAUUUUAUCUCCAUGGUAACCAGGUGCCAAUUCAUUUCUUGGUUUCCAGAGCAGUUACAUUUGAUCCUAGUUACACAGACUGUGAAAAACAAUGGUGCGUUGGUGCUUAAUUCCCUCCACCCUGUCUCAUAUCCCUGCUGAUUGUAACGUUUCUAUGAAAGCCAAGAGAAUGAUUGCGACCACACUGGAUUACCAGAUUUCCAAUGUGUUAAUACCGCUAUCUCUCAGCAGUUGUUAAGUUUUCAUGGCUACUUGGAUGUUGCUUUGUGGCCUGUUUUAUUAAUAGGAUUUCACAGGUUGCUAGGUGACAACACUGUCACACUUCAUUGUCAAGUUUCCAUGGAUAACGAAUGACAAUAUAUGGCUCAGUGUGUUUUGCUAAGUGUCUAUGGUUGCAGGAUAUAUAACUGUAGUUACUGAUUCAUGCCCUAUUCUGCUUCUGUGAUGCCUGGUUCCAGCCAUAGACUAUUCUGCUACUGUUGGGCAGUUUUCAGUUACUGUACAUAAUUGGAUGCUGAUCUAUGAUUUAGUUUGUUCCUGGCUUCCCUCAACACAAAUAUUGAUCCAGAAUGACCGGAUUCCAUUCCAUCAUUAACUACUUAUCCUAGUUUGAAGGAUUUUGAAAUUAUUGUGUUGAUGGGAUAUCAACCCACAAUCCAUCCCAAAUCCUUUACUUCAGUGCAAUAAAAAUAUUUAGGAAUCCCUGCAUUCUACAACACUUCUGAUCCACAUAGCACAUAAUUUGUUUGUAAAGUCUUUGCCCCGUUCCCACCAUGAAGUGCAAAGUGCCAAUGGACUUUACAAAUUAACGAAGAUUUAAAACAAUGAUUUAAGAGAGAGUGAAAUAUUUAUCAUAGAUAUUACUGUGCAAGUGUACAUAUGUUUAAAAAAACUAAUAUACCAAGAAUUCAUGAUAACAAUGAGAAAAUCUUAAAAUGGUGAUUACGUAGCAUGAGUUGCUUUAUCAACAUGUCUUCUAUGAACAGUGACAAUGUAUUAUUACAUCUUAUUAAUUGAUCAGUUGCAACAAGGGUCAGCUAUUAAUCCGAAUUUAGGGAGCAACAUCAAGUCUUUUUUGUUGUAUUUUGUUUUAGUUACAGUACCACUAAAAUGUUUAAACCUCAUAUUUUGACUGUAAAAAAUACAACAGUGGUGUGUAUAGUAUUUUCUGGUUAUAUUUGCUUUUUGGACUACUACAUUUAGUGCGUACUGAAAAAUAAUAACAACGAGGACAGGAUUUGGCUCAAAAUGUACCACAACUACUGCCAUGGCUUACUGCUUCAAUAGACGGGAGGCUCAGAGAACAGAAAACAUGAGAGGACUGAGACCUGAACAGAUUGAGAUCUUAAUAAGGAGUUCACUUGCUACAUCAAAUGAUGCCAUUGGCUUCUUCUUUAAACCAAUGUUGGAUAUUUGUCAGAAGGGCUCAAGGUUGAAUCCAGAGAGGGGUUUAGGUGCCAGUUGUGAGUUUAACUAAUUGGUCGGUUGAUGCUGAAAAUGUAAAGUGAAAUCUGGUAAACAUUUCUCACCCUUCAGAAAUCUGCUUCUUCCCUAUUUUAUCUUCCUGUUUUCUUGUUUCCUCUUUUCUCUCUCCCAGCCGCCCAUCUCCCAUAUCCCUCAAAUAGGCACACACCGGUUUACUCUGCUCCUCAGUGUCACUCAAUGUUGAAACAGCAUUAGUGCUCAUUUCCUCAGACAGAUGAUAGUUUUAUUUUGCUCAUAAAUUGAAAAUACUUUUAAGACUUUUGUAAUAUCAUUACCUUUGAACAUUAUGAAGAGGAUACUGAUGUUAAUAAUUUCUUUCUUAAAAAGAGAUAUACACAUGUUCAAUCUUACCAUGUCUCCUUACAUAAAAAAGCAUGCAAAUACAAAAUAAUGUCAACUGAUUCAACCUAUUAGUUUUACAAUUCAACUAUCCCCUAAUUUUACAUUGUUGUAGGAGCUGUAUUUGAUAAUGCACUUUAAAUUUCAUAGUUCUAUUUUUUGUUCAGAAAUUUUUAAUCUAUUCAGAAUAUUAAGCAUUAUCAAAGGUAUAGUGGAGGAAAGUUGUGUUGAUAUAGAUGAUUAGCCAUGAUCUUGAUUGGCAGAGCAGGAAAGAGGAGUCAGAUGUCUUUGAGUUUAUGAAAUAACUCCUUAAAGUCCUAUCCUUUAAUCUAUUUUCCCAGUUCACCAUAGCCAAAUCCAUCUUGUGCCAUUCUAACUGCCCUUAUUUAAGCUUAGGACAGUAGUUUGAGACCCAAGUAGUUUCACCUUCAAACUGAAUUUAUAGUUUCACUGUGCUAUGUUAAUUCUUUUAUUUGGGAUCCUUUACUGUGAGGUUAUUAAUUAAGUAAUCCAGUUGUGUUACAGAAUAAUACAUCUGAAGUUACCUAAACCCUGGUUCCUCAACGUAUUGCUCUGAGAAGCCAUCUUGAAUAAACUCAAUGAACUCAACUUCAAGGCUACUCCUGACAAUUUUAAUUUGUCCAACCCAUUCUUUUUACAGAAUCUUCUUAAAAGCCCCCAUUAUUUCUUAAUUUAUAUUCUGUCCUACAAAACAGCUACUGUUAAAGAGACUGCUUCUACACUUGGCAAUAACUUCUUCCCCUUACUGUAUCUUAUCAACAUCAAUAUUGAUUGUGCACCAUAUCCUUCUGAGACAAUUUCAUUUUCAACAGUUGCCCUGAUAUUAUGUUUUAUUAACUGAGGCAUCCAAUCCCUUUUCCUUGUUAUAUGAACUUCAAAGAUGCCAAAUAUUUCUGUAUAUUCAUUUCCAAGCUUUGAUUGCUUUUCAACCACCUCAGUAAGGAUGCAUAUCCAUAUAUUUACUGUAUAUUUAUGCAGUAAACUCAUCUAUCUUGUUUCCAAAGCUGCAUGCAUUUAGAUAAAGAGUAUUUAAUUUUACCUUAUCAUUUAUCCUCAUGAUGCUGCACUAAUCCUCAUAUCUCUGUUCCAGUGCAACCCAAAAAUAAUUGUCAGCAACCUGAAGCCCUUUCUCCUGCACCACCUCAACAGCUACACAUUCUUCUGCAGUAUUUUUCUCUUUCUGUACUCAAUAACAUGCUGGAUGAUAGUAAGAUUACUAUUUUGAAGUCCUGCCUUUUGACCUCCAUUCAUGUUCCCUGAACUUUACCUGUAGGACCACCAUCCCUCUUCCUCCGUUGUCAACUGACCAUGAUACGGUGAGGUUCAUACAAUAAAUGUGUUAAUCAAAUAUUAAUAAUUCACAGUGCAAGUAUUAUGUGUUAAAUAUAUGACCAACAGGAGGUUGAAAAAUAAUCUCAGAACAUCAGAGGUGGUAAAAUUGCAUUUUGGGCAUUCAGUUCCCCCGUUGGAGGUCACAUACAGCUGGUUUUGUGACGAAUUCCAUGCAUAUAUUUAAAAAAUCCAUCCCUCCAGAGUCAUUCCACAAGUGUGCUCAAAAGUGGUGGCCAAAGAAAGGAAAGAAGUUAAAGCCAAAUGCAUGCAGGUAAAUAGUGUGUGAGAGUAUAAAUGAAACCUGCAAAAUAGUUUGUGAGGCAGCUGUUAAAAGAUGCUUUAUGAAAGAUUUCUAAGGUAAGAUUUGUGAAGUUAAGGAACUUCAGUUAAUGGCAGAAGUACAAAAACUAACCUUUUCUAGUCAGUAGAAGAACUUAAGAGACAUCUGUAAAUUGAAAAUAUCCUUAAACUAGGGCAGUGGAAAGAUAGACUAUGCCAUUAAAUGUAACUAUUAAAACUGUUAUAAUUCCUUAGUAUCUCCUAAUAAUUAUGCAAGCUUAGGUAUGUUUUCUGAGAUGUUUUGAAACCAAUUGCAUCCUGCUCAAAUGACCAACUAUUGUGUUCUGUCUAACCCACUUACAUUUUAUUUAUACAGUAUUCUUACUGAUUUUUAUCUUCUGAAUGUGCCCUCACAAGGCACAAUACUGACAGUGCAUAAGUAUGAACGUUCUCAAACACUGCCAAUAAAUUUUCAGUUAAUGAAGUCUCGUUUAACCUGUAUUUAAAUUUAAGCUAAAGGCGCUUAAAAACAAAUGGAAAUCACUGCCUACAGUGAUUUCUAUUUAUUUUCCCAGCCGUAAUGGAGUUGGCCCUGAUAUUCCUUUACUGCUUUAUCCAUAUUGAUCCUCCUCCUAUCAUAUUUUAAAUAUUUUUUACUUCAAGAUUUCAUUGAUUUCCAAUAAUUGGUCAUUAUCGCUGAUCCAAAUCUUCUUGAAAGAGAACUUUUUCAAAUUUUAGAUGUUAUGCCUAUAAUUUUCAAUAACAAACAUUCUUAGUCAUUUUGUGACUAAUAAGUAGAUGUAAAUGUUAUUUAGCUAUUUUUAUAAUUUAAUAUCUUUUAAUAUAUAUUUCCACUUUUAAGUGGAUUUGUUUUGAUAUCACUGUCCGGGUAGUUUAGGUGAAAUGAUUAGGUACAGCUGCAGGGAGGUCAGAAUUUCCAGUGAUAUCAGACUCUGGUCCUGCUGAUCCAUUAUCUGAAUUUGUUCAUUGAGUUAGUACUGCUUAACUAAUUGUGAAAUUUGAUGACAUGAGGGGAGAAAUGUUGUUGAGGGAGUGGAAAUACCAUGUGUGAAAAUGGCAGUUUUAUAAAUAUUAUUUGAAAUUGCAAAAAAAUUACAGAUAAUUAAAAAGUACUUUAUGUGGGCAUGUUUCCUCCUCUCUUACAGGAUAUAGCACCUGUUGUUUUGUUAUCUGCUGAAGUACUCUGGGCCUUAGCCGCCAUACCAAAAUCUAUUGGCCAGUUUACUGAAGAAAACAUUUUUAAAGUUUGUCCACUAAAAUUGAUGAGUACAUUUAAGAGUCAUGGUAGGAAAGAAAAGUAGCACAUUUCAUGUUGAAGGAUACAAGUGUCACCUGGGUGGAAUCCACCAAUUUGUCAGAAAAUUAUUAUUUGGGUCUCCUCUUCCCAAGUGAUUACUGCAAUCCUUUUUAAUGAAGGGGAAUUAACCAUAUCAUCUUCACAUUCUAACCUCAAUCCCAAAGAACAUAUACUCUACUUCCUAGAAAGAAAACCAAGUUACCUUCAAGCCACAAUCUAAUCGUUUUGGGAUCCACAGCCGCCUGCUUUACCUUACUCACCAGCUAUCAGUGACCUACCUUGUUAAUGCUGUACGUGGAGUUAUGCUGUUCAGAUUACCCUGCUGCUAUACUUGCUAUUAUUCUGCAAGCUGGGACACCUAUGUUUAAAUUAUAAUUUUAAAAUAAGUGGUCAAACCUGAGAUAAAUUUACUAUAAACUACGAUUUAGGAAAUGGAUAUCAAAUGAAGAGAAGAUUGCCAUUGCUGAAAUACUGGAAUUAAUAAACAGUUUAGUCAGCAACUGUAAACUCAAUAUGUAGGUUACGGUUUGUGAGAUAAGUUUACCAUCAGUUCAGAGCAUUAACAUUAAAGAAGAUUCAGUGCAAAUAUACAGUAAAAUGAUAAUAUUCUGUUUCCCCGCACCGUUAAAAUUCAUAAAGGAUGUAAUUUCAAAGCUUUAUCAUUAGUCUUUGAGUUCUGAAAUGCAAUAAUCCCACUGGCUGCCAUGCAGAUUGUUCUAAUUCCUCAACAAUCUGAGUGACAUACACUUUUGAAUAAUCAUUCAAAUUUCAAAACUACUCAUACUUAUCUUACUUCUAUUUACUGAUAAAUAAAGCUGGAUAAAUAAAGAAUUUGUAAAAAUCAAACUUAUCUAUGGAAUCCUCAGAAAAUGUAGCUCUUCCUGUUGUACAUUUCAUUUGGUUGCCUUGCAUCCUGUCAAUACUUCUCACAGGUUGGCAAAUGUACAUGCAUGCUUAUUAUUAUCACAUGUACUGAGAUACAAUGAAUUCCAAAUGUUGGUGAGGAAAAUUCUGUGGAAGUAGUCUGAAAGGCAAUGUGGGAGUUAACAGAAUCAAAAUGCGAGGAAAAAUAACCAGCCAUCUGUUCCUUCAGUGGUAUUUCUGAAGGUUUUAAAUCUGUGAUUUAGCCAAAUGAGCUCUCCUUCAAUUUGCACUAAGUCAAUUACAAGUUUUGAUUCUUUAAAAAAGGAGCCAAAAGUUAGUCUGGAAUAAUUUUCACUCACAGGCAUAGCAAGUGGAUGCUAACUCCAAACAAGUAAGCAUUUAUGAGAUACAUCUCUGAGUAAGUGCUUCCCUUCUCCAUGUUUACUCCUUCUGAUCAUAUAAUACUCCUUAUUCAUGUAGAUCUGCCAUGCACAACUACUUCGUCACCCUGCAGGCAGGCAAUAUAACAGUAAUCAAGUGACAAUCCUGGAAAGUUUGAUAAACCAAUCACUGAGUCUACGGAAGUGUGAGGGUCCUUUAGUAAAAGUCAAUUUUUAAUUAUGUUCUUUGUGAAAUUCAUAUUUUUGGGCCUCUAUAAUGAAGCAAUGAUUUAUGGCACCAGUUUGUGGUAAAUUUUGUGCUUUUUGGGUCUUUGCACAAUGAAUAAAUUGAUUCAUUCAGAAAUUUGUAAUUAUCGUUAGCUCGAUAAGGUUUAUUUUAACUUUAAAAUCGUAUUUUUGCACCAGUUUUCAGGGAUGUGAAAGAAGCUGCUUUGCAUUAAUGAGGCUGUCUAAAUCGGGUUAAUUCCUGUACUUUUUUUACUGCUGAAGAAAUGCUUUAAGGAUGUAUUGGGAGUUGCAGCAUUUCUAGUGGUGGCCUACGUGGUUUAAAAGUCAGCUCCUUUAUCCCCAUUGCUGAACCCAGGGUUCAAAAAUCGAGGCUCCAUGAAGCAAGGAUUAAGCUUGGGUUGGUGGCUGGGGGAAAGAGGGACUAUUUCAGGUAGGGAAGAUUGUCAGCCAUUGUGCUUGAGCUGUUGAUUCUUGUAUUAUUUAACAAAUGUGUUUCACAUAAUUUCUGAGCAUGUCUAAGCUUGGUCCUGGAGAUCCAGCCAUGCUCCCAUUUAUGCCCAUGACAAUCAACCUGCAGCACAUUGGAGGCUCUUGGAAAGAAGCUCCAGGAAAUUUGGGCUCAGGGGUGUGCACAUUCUAUUGUUUAUCAUUGAAGUUUUUGAUUUGAUUGCAGUUGAAUUUCCACAAAGAACGUGGCUGGUUUGUAAUCAAGAUUGUUUAAUUUAAAACAAAUGAGAGAACGAUCCAUUGGUAGCAUUUAACUUAGGACAUAAUUAAAAGAAACUAUGUAAAAGUUGUUUGAAGCUCAGUUUGUAUCAAGAUUGCCCAUCAUCUAACCCUUUGUCAUUUAUUUGGGUCAAUUAUAUAACAAAAAAAAAGGUGCAGAGCACCAGGGCUGAAAUGAUCCAGGGAUAGGCUUGUCUACAGUUGUGUCCAACAGGACACUUGCAUCAAAAAUGUACAUGUGGUACAAGCCCACAUUAGCCCCCACGAAGAUAUGCUGCAUCUUCAACUUCUAUACUGUGCUUGAAUUUUAAAAAAAGAAAAAAAUGUUUUUUAAGCUUUUGUCUAUUGACUGAAUCUUGUUGUUAUUAUGUCAAACAAUGUGUAUAUAGUCUGGAAAAAAAAAGAAGCAUCUUAUUUACAGAAUGUCUGACCUCUUCCCUCCCUUUCUCCCUGUUCAUUGACCCUCCGGUCUUCAAUCUGCAUCUUUUCCAAAAGUGUCUACCUUACUGUGUAAUGGAUUCAGCUGUAAUUUUUUUUUUUGGUGGCAUGAACUUGGAUGAACUAUCUUCAGUGUAAAAUUCAAAAUCGGUGGUGGGGGGGGUAGGGACAAGAAAGACAUGUUAUGUUAUUUAUUUGUGAAACUGUCCGUUUGACAUCAUUGUGACAUUCUGACAUUCCAAACUGAACUCUUGUCUGAAUUAUUACUGUGCAUGUGGUCAUAUUUUAUUGCUUCUCUGAUUCUUUUGAAUCUUCUUAUCUGAUGUUCCUAUGAAUUCAAGUGUGGAGAUUCAAACAGACAUUAUCUCCUCUGGUGGAACACUUAGUAAAGGCAGCAUGAAACUAAGCCAUCCUUAGGAACAGGAGGAGACAUUUGAGUCCCUCAACUUUGUUCUGCCUCCUGUCAUUCAGUGAGGCAAGAUCAAUCCACCUAUUUAGGUCUGAUUGCCAUUCACUAGCAAAAUCCAUCCUUCCUAUUUAUGUAGAUUAAUUAAGAUAGCAUCUGCUACUUUCUUAAGGGGUUCCAAUUUAUUUCCUCCAAAUAGAAACAAUGGUUCCAUUUCCUGUUUCUGCAGAAUGACUUGAUCUGAGCCAGUAUGGCAGUUGAGACUCUUUGGCUUGGAAAAGGAACAAGCCAAAACCACCCCUUUGAAGUACUUUCCAGUGAUUGCCCUCUGGAAAGUAGAUUGUGGGUGUUGUAAAGAAUUGGGCUUGAUUGUGUAUCUUCCUGUCCUGGAUAUUAAGAGCGGCCACUUAGCUAAUUUAGUUGGGGGAUAUUAGCCCCUAAUGGAAGGGUAUCCCAGGAUUUUUUCAGAAGCGGAGAGAAAAGUGAAAGAAAAAGAUUUUGUAUACUUCCAUGUGAAAUAUGGCAUUUUAUCAUAAUAAUGCCUGCACCUUCCAAGCUAAAUGGAGUGCCUCACCAUUGGUUUUAUAAAGGUGGUAUUGAUGAGAUUUAUAUUUAUAAAGCACCUUAUCACGUUGACAAAUUUCAAAGAACUUUACCAAAUUGAUGACUGUUGGAGCACAGUGACUCAUGAAUGCAAUUGUCAGUUUUGUGUACUGAAUUAGAAGAGUAUUCUGUCUGCAGCUAGCAGGGGUGAAAAUGUAAUCUUUUAAAGCGUUAGGCUGCCUGCAAUGCAAUUCCUCAACUUGGUCCAUGGAUCACUUGCGCUGCCUAUUAAUUUAGGCGGCAACAAUCCUGCUUAAAAUGAUUACCGGGCCACAUUUCGAUAAAAGUAAGUGCUAAUCUAAUUGGUAUAGUGGAUACUAUUCUCCCUCAGUUAAAAUUGAAGUGUUAUUACAUACAAGCUCCUUCCACAUUUGUCCCACAACUGUUAGUCUACUUGUUUGUUGAAACUCAUCUACAUUUGUUGUGUACUUCGUUUCAGAAUUUAAAUGCUGCACCAUUCAUCACAUCAAUGUUUCUUAUUUCAAUCUUAAGCAGAAUGAGUUGAAAUCCUUUUUUCAGUAUCUUCCAUGUUAGCACAAAUGCAACACCAUAGUUUCCAUUUUGUUGAGCUGUAUAUUUCAAUAAAUCAUUUCAUAUUUUUUCA
Molecule: messenger RNA, 11871 nt
Organism: Hypanus sabinus (Atlantic stingray)
Lineage: Eukaryota; Metazoa; Chordata; Chondrichthyes; Myliobatiformes; Dasyatidae
Gene: grk3
Product: G protein-coupled receptor kinase 3
Exons: 21
Coding region: 19-2085 (688 amino acids)
Biological process (GO): G protein-coupled receptor signaling pathway; protein phosphorylation; regulation of signal transduction
Molecular function (GO): G protein-coupled receptor binding; G protein-coupled receptor kinase activity; ATP binding
Source: RefSeq, a predicted model, not a curated record